AUGGCUCCAAGCAGAUGGUCCAUGUAAGUGAGUGGAAACCACACCUCUGUGGCCAUGUUUGUUCUGCUGGGACUCUCAGAUGAAAAAGAGCUGCAGCUCAUCCUCUUUCCAGUCUUCCUGGUGAUUUACCAUGUGACCCUGAUUUGGAACAUGGGUCUUAUCAUCCUAAUCAGAAUAGACUCUCACCUGCACACACCCAUGUACUUUUUUCUCAGUUUCCUGUCAUUUAUAGACAUCUGCUAUUCUUCUACCAUCAGCCCAAGGAUGCUUUCAGACUUCUUAAAAGACAAGAAGACAAUUUCCUUCCUUGCCUGUGCCACUCAGUAUUUUUUUGGGGCCUGGAUGAGUCUGGCUGAGUGCUGCCUCUUGGUCUUCAUGGCCUGUGACAGACGUGUGCCCAUUGGCAGCCUCCUGCAGUACUCAGCAAUCAUAGUCCCUGGUAUCUGUUGGAAAAUGGUAGCUGGAAUCUAUCGGGGUGGAUUCCUUAGUAGCUUAGUUCAUACAGUCCCUUGCUUUAAUCUCUACUACUGUGGGCCAAAUGUCAUUCAAGAUUUCUUCUGUAACAUAUUUCAGAUUAUUUCCUUGUCUCGCUCCAACCCCUUUAUCAGCCAAAUGAUUCUUUUUCUGGUAGCUACUUUUGUUGGGUUGGGCUCUUUGUUUGUUAUCCUUUUGUCCUACGGUUUCACUGUAGCUUCCAUGCUGAAAAUACCAUCAACCAAAGGUCGUGCCAAGGCCUUCAAUACCUGUGCCUCCCACCUGGCUGCUGUGGCUCUCUUCUAUGGCACAACCAUUUCUGUAUACAUGCAUCCUAGCUCUAGCCACUCCAUGAAGCAGGACAAGGUGCUCUCAGUAUUCUCUGUUGUCCUUAUCCCCAUGUUAAACCCUCUGAUCUAUAGUUUGAGGAACAAGGAAAUCAAAGAGGCCCUCAAGAGGGUGAUAAAUGAGGCAACACAUUUACAUUAG
Cercocebus atys (sooty mangabey) is the source of this 963-nucleotide messenger RNA. RefSeq names its product olfactory receptor 5A1-like. The record is from RefSeq and is a predicted model, not a curated record. Gene Ontology annotation, biological process: G protein-coupled receptor signaling pathway; sensory perception of smell. NCBI's taxonomy places the organism in Eukaryota, Metazoa, Chordata, Mammalia, Primates, Cercopithecidae. Gene Ontology annotation, cellular component: membrane. The transcript has 2 exons. Gene Ontology annotation, molecular function: odorant binding; olfactory receptor activity.